AUGUUGCCCGUAGAAUCUAAAGAUCUCGAACGCCUUGUCAAGCUCAACUCGAUUCUUAUUCUCGAUGUAGACUGCUGGGGCGCAAGCUAUCUUCGCAACAUCCUGGCCCACGGUUCCGCUAACAUCACGACGAAGCAAGGCAACAAAACUCUACCGCCUGAACUAUGGUUGGAUAUCAUAGAACGGGUAGAAUAUUAUAGCGAUGAGAAUACCUAUAAGCCAGUUUACGGUGUUGCAAUAACUCCUGGGUCUCCGAACGGCAGUCCGAAUGGCAAUGGAACCGAGUCUUAUUUGGUCUGCAAUGUCCUUGAAGAAUGGACGAAAUGCGGGGAUCUCACAGAUGGAAACAGGAUCAACGCCUACAAUAGGUGUCUUCAUAAGCCUUCCUAUAAACUCGACCCCAAACAGGAUUGGGUUGAUAAAGAUGAAAAAUAUUAUUUCGUCAUCACCAAAACUGUCCAGGAGGAUUCAUACUCAAUCCCUGUCUCUCACCUACGCUUCGAAGGGGAUUUUCUCUUUCGCAAAAUCCGGGUUCCAGAUAUGAUUGCACGAUGCGAAGAUGGAGAAUGCUCUUUAUGUGGCGGCGACCGCUAUUUGGAUUCAGCCAGACCUACGAAUCGUGAAGAAGCCCUCAUGUUCUGUAAUGAAACAGAGUUUCAUCGGCAAUGUUAUUGGCAUGGCGUUGUCUGUCCGCUGUGUAUCGGAGGAGAGUAUGCAGAUGCUUAUCUUGAGAUUCUUAAAUCACGCUGCAGAAAUUGCGACUACGAUGAUGAUGAGGAAGAGGAAGAGACUGGAGAGGAAAGGGCCGAGAAGAAGAGGACCAGAAAUUGGAUUCGGGAGCGAUACCAAGAGCUGGGAUAUGGUCGAUUCAGUUAUUAUUCUAGUUCCUGA
This is a messenger RNA of Fusarium proliferatum ET1, 891 nucleotides long. RefSeq lists its product as uncharacterized. NCBI's taxonomy places the organism in Eukaryota, Fungi, Ascomycota, Sordariomycetes, Hypocreales, Nectriaceae. The record is from RefSeq and is a predicted model, not a curated record. The transcript has a single exon. The coding region runs from base 1 to 891 and encodes 296 amino acids.